Oncorhynchus nerka (sockeye salmon) is the source of this 1793-nucleotide messenger RNA. RefSeq names its product mothers against decapentaplegic homolog 5. The coding region runs from base 237 to 1766 and encodes 509 amino acids. Gene Ontology annotation, molecular function: I-SMAD binding; RNA polymerase II cis-regulatory region sequence-specific DNA binding; DNA-binding transcription factor activity, RNA polymerase II-specific. The record is from RefSeq and is a predicted model, not a curated record. NCBI's taxonomy places the organism in Eukaryota, Metazoa, Chordata, Actinopteri, Salmoniformes, Salmonidae. The transcript has 10 exons. Gene Ontology annotation, cellular component: heteromeric SMAD protein complex. Gene Ontology annotation, biological process: anatomical structure morphogenesis; cell differentiation; transforming growth factor beta receptor signaling pathway.
GCCUCCCAGGCGUGACGCCAGGACGGAGGAGUCGGGAAACAAGUCGGAAAUUAAAAAACACAACUCCAUGUCGGACUGCUUUAAAUAGAGAGAAAUUAAUAAGGAAGCGACCAGCCUGACUCAAUUAUUCAAAGGUUCUACACUAGACCUUAACCGAGGCGCUGGUCACCACAUAUGGACUAAACCAGAGACUCAGAAAGCGAGAGGGAGAAGAGGAGAGAAUAGACAGCAGCACCAUGACCUCUAUGUCCAGCCUCUUCUCCUUCACCAGUCCAGCUGUGAAGCGUCUGCUGGGGUGGAAGCAGGGGGACGAGGAGGAGAAAUGGGCUGAGAAGGCUGUUGACGCUCUGGUCAAGAAACUGAAGAAGAAGAAGGGAGCCAUGGAGGACCUGGAGAAAGCCCUCAGCAGCCCAGGACAGCCCAGUAAGUGUGUGACCAUCCCUCGGUCUCUGGACGGUCGUCUCCAGGUGUCUCACAGGAAGGGUCUCCCCCACGUUAUCUACUGCAGAGUGUGGAGGUGGCCCGACCUACAGUCUCACCACGAGCUCAAGCCUCUGGAGGUGUGUGAAUACCCCUUUGGGUCCAAGCAGAAGGAGGUCUGCAUUAACCCCUACCACUACAAGAGAGUAGAGAGCCCAGUGCUGCCUCCGGUGUUGGUGCCUCGCCACAGUGAGUUCAACCCCCAACACAGCCUCUUGGUCCAGUUCAGGAACAUGACUCACAACGAGCCCCACAUGCCCGUGAACGCCACCUUCCCAGAGUCCUUCCAGCAGCACAGCGGGGGCAGCGGCUCCUCCUUCCCAAUCUCCCCCAACUCCCCCUACCCUCCCUCCCCAGCCUCCAGCGGAGGGGUGGGCACCUACCCUAACUCGCCUGCCAGCUCCGGACCCUCCAGCCCCUUCCAGCUUCCAGGUAGAUGGUCUUCUGCCAGCCAGGUCGACAGUCUAAAGUGUAUACCGACGGUCUGCAUCAGGGUGACUGGUGAGCGCCAGUCAGUGCACCCAUCUCUGGACACAGCAUGGGGUCUGACCUCCUGUUCUGCUGAUACCCCACCCCCGGCUUACAUGCCCCCUGACGAGCAGAUGGGACAGGAGGGGUCCAUGGAGACCGGCAGCAGCGGGCCCAGGAACAUGCCUAGUGGGGAUGUGCAGCCAGUGGAGUACGAGGAACCGAGCCACUGGUGCAGUAUUGUGUACUAUGAGUUGAACAACAGAGUGGGUGAGGCCUACCAUGCUUCUUCUACCAGCGUCCUGGUGGACGGCUUCACCGACCCCUCCAACAACAAGAACCGCUUCUGCCUGGGGUUGCUCUCCAACGUCAACCGCAACUCAACCAUAGAGAACACACGCCGCCACAUCGGUAAAGGGGUCCACCUGUACUAUGUAGGAGGUGAGGUGUAUGCAGAGUGUCUGAGUGACACCAGUAUCUUCGUUCAGAGUCGUAACUGUAACUAUCAUCACGGUUUCCACCCCACCACGGUGUGUAAGAUCCCUAGUGGCUGCAGUCUGAAGAUCUUUAACAACCAGGAAUUUGCUCAGCUACUGGCCCAGUCUGUGAACCAUGGCUUUGAGGCUGUCUAUGAACUGACCAAGAUGUGCACCAUCCGAAUGAGCUUUGUAAAGGGCUGGGGAGCUGAGUAUCACCGACAAGAUGUCACCAGUACCCCCUGUUGGAUAGAAGUUCAUCUUCACGGCCCUCUGCAAUGGCUGGAUAAAGUGCUGACACAAAUGGGCUCUCCUCUCAACCCCAUCUCUUCAGUGUCCUAAUGGUUACCCCACGGACCAGACUCUCAA